Molecule: messenger RNA, 2692 nt
Organism: Humulus lupulus (European hop)
Lineage: Eukaryota; Viridiplantae; Streptophyta; Magnoliopsida; Rosales; Cannabaceae
Product: NAC domain-containing protein 75-like
Exons: 7
Coding region: 534-2030 (498 amino acids)
Biological process (GO): regulation of DNA-templated transcription
Cellular component (GO): nucleus
Molecular function (GO): transcription cis-regulatory region binding; DNA-binding transcription factor activity
Source: RefSeq, a predicted model, not a curated record
UUUUUUCCUCUCUCUCUCUCUCUCUCUCUCUUCUCCUUCAUUUCUUCUUCUCUCUUCUAUAUUCUUCUUACUAUAGCUAACUCAGACUCUUAAUUUUUUUCUUGGGGAGAUUUUAUUUAUUUUUCUCUUUUGUUACUUUUUAUUUACUAUUAUUCUCAUCUCAUCUGGGCUUUGGGAAAUUUCUUGGUUUUGGUCGAAUUUGGCCACGGAAAGCGAUCAAAAAGAUUUUGUCUUCAUUAAUUUGAAGCUGUGUUCUUGCUCUUUUAACAUAUUGUUAUUAGACAGAAGAAGAAGCAAAAGUUGGGAUUAUGAGAAGUAGUGAGCUGAUUUCUGAAGAUGAAGAAAAUCUUGUAGAGGUAGCAGAAGCUUAUAUGAAUAAUAAUAAUAAUAAGCUGAGUAAUCAGCAGUACUUUGAAUCAUCAGAAAGAAAAGAUAGCAGAAAUAUUUUCUAUAUAUAUUGUCCUUGAUCUUCUUCUUCUUCUUCAUCAUCAUCAUUAUCAUCAUCAUCAUCAGACUGAGGAAAUUUAAAAGCUAUGAAUAAGAGUAGUAAUCAGCUGGGCAGCUCAAUAACCAGCUCUGAUCUCAUAGAUGCAAAGCUUGAAGAGCAUCAGAUGUGUGGAUCCAAACACUGCCCCGGCUGUGGUCACAAGCUCGAAGGAAAACCGGAUUGGUUAGGUCUACCAGCCGGAGUGAAAUUCGACCCAACAGACCAAGAACUGAUCGAACACCUCGAAGCAAAAGUAGAAGAUAAAGACAUGAAAUCUCACCCUUUGAUAGAUGAGUUCAUCCCCACCAUUGAAGGAGAAGAUGGGAUUUGUUAUACCCAUCCUGAGAAACUUCCAGGAGUGACUAGAGAUGGGUUAAGCAGGCAUUUCUUUCACAGACCAUCGAAAGCUUACACAACUGGGACAAGAAAACGAAGAAAAAUCCAAACGGAAUGUGACCACUUGCAAGGAGGAGAAACCAGGUGGCACAAGACCGGGAAGACCAGGCCGGUCAUGGUCAAUGGAAAGCAAAAAGGGUGCAAGAAAAUCCUGGUUUUGUACACCAACUUUGGGAAAAACCGCAAACCCGAAAAGACCAACUGGGUCAUGCACCAAUACCAUCUCGGGCAGCACGAGGAAGAAAAAGAAGGAGAGCUUGUUGUGUCUAAGAUUUUCUACCAAACGCAGCCUAGGCAAUGUAAUUGGUCCGACCGGGCAGCCACCGCAGCCGUGGUGGUUGGCGAAGGAAUUAGCAGUGACGGCGGGGGCGGGGGCGGUAGGAGAGACAGUACUGGGAGUGGGAGUUGCUCUUCUAAGGAGAUAAGUAGUAAUAUUAAUCCUCAGAGAGAUCAACAUCAUCAAAUGGUUGCAGCUGCAGCUGCUGUUGCUCAGUUGUCUAGUGCUUAUAGUGGUACGACUAUGGAUAUUCCGGUUCAGUUAAAAUCUGAUCACUUCAGCUUUGUUCCAUUCAGGAAAAGCUUUGAUGAGGUGGGAAUAGGAGAUCAUGCUUCAACAGUAAGGGAAGGCUCGGGAGGAGGAGGAGGCGCGUGCGAAGAUCUCGUGCGCGAGCACCAUCAACAUAUCAGGCCACCAGUACACCUUAACAUGGCUCAAGAACACCAUCAACAUCAUCAGCACCAUCAUCAACAGCAACAACAACAACAACAGCAUCAAAUACAUCAUCAAAUGGCAACGACGUCGUUUCACAUAAGCCGGCCUUCACACCCAAUAUCUAAUAUCAUUUCUCCUCCUCCUCUCCACCACACCUCCAUCAUUCUUGACCAGGAUGCCUAUCGAAUAAUGCUCCAAAAUGACAACACUACUACUAGUACUACUACUUUCCAGCAGCAACAGCAACAACAACAACAGCAUCAUAAAAUGGGAGGAAGGUCAGCAUCUGGUUUGGAGGAACUCAUAAUGGGCUGCACUUCAAGUAAUAAUAAUAUCAAAGAAGAGUCAGCUAUGGGAAACGUACCUCAAGAGGCAGACUGGAUGAAGUACUCUUCCUUCUGGCCUGACCCUGACAAUCCGGAUCAUCAUGGGUAGGAGUGAAAAAAUUAAUAAAAGAAUAAACCAAAAAAAGAAAAAGAAAAAAAAAGGAAGGAAGGAAGGAAAAUCCUCAUAGACAACAUCAUUAUCAUCAUCAUUAGUACUUUGAAGCCUUCUCUCUCUCUCUCUCACUAUAUACCACAAGUUCUUUUCAACGUGAAAGGCCACACAUUCUGCUCUUUUUUCUUUCUUUUACCCUAACAGUGAUGGGGCCUUGGUUUGUACGCUCAUAUAUCGAUAUAUACACGCCUCUCUCAACUGAACUAACUGUACAAACAGUCCAUGUUGGAAAGGAAAGAGGGAAAAGAACAAAAGGAGAAAAGGAAGAAAAAGAAAAGAAAAGAAAAGAAAAGAAAAGGAAAGAAAGGCUGCUCUCACUUCUGACAAAAUAGAAUUUGAAGGAGGAGAGAACCAAAGACCCAACGCAAAGCAAAGCAAAGCAAGACACCCCCCUUGUCCUUGCAUGAAAAUCAUCACCAUUAUCAUUACAGUAUCAUAUCUUUUUAUAAUAUAAAAUAUUCUUAUAUUAUUAUUAUUUUAUUUAUUUUUAAGAAUACAUAUAUUUAUAUUUAUAUUUAUAUAUGUUUGUAUAAUGUAUCUCUCUUCUUUGUUGUUCUUUUACAGAGUAAAUACCAAAGAGUUUGAGCAAAAUUGCAACA